UGAACCGCUGGGCCUGUAAAGUUUCCAAGUAUUAUCGAGGCUGCAUAUUGGACGAGGCUGCAUUUUUUUGUGAAAAUGCAUAUCAUCUUGCGUACCCAAUUGGUCUCUCCUACCGAAUUGCCGUUUCCAGCCUGCCGGAUGAUUUCAUCAGGUAAGGACCUCCGCGGACCCAUAAUUCUGGAAGAGGAGCUAUGGCAAAAGCUAAGUACAUGAGCGUUUCAUACCGUCGAUAACUUUGAAUAUUAUGUUAUGUCUGAUAAUAAUAUGUCAUUUCAAAUUCUGAAAUGAUAUCUUCGACAAGCCCGCCGCUCAACUGGCUUUUCAAUACUCCCUGUCCUUGCAUAAUUUUCCCAUCGCAAUAUUGAAGCAAACAUGCGGCCAAGAUGCUGCAGAUAUGCGCCGCUAUGGCUGUGAUCAGUUCACAUUCUAUUGCAUCAGAUUCUCCCAAGCCAAUGGAAAGUCUGCCAGGCUGUGAUGGCCAUGAAAUAGUGUUGGUUGUUGGGCCCCCAAUAUCUGCCAAACCAUCGGAAAUGGGAGCCUUGCAUCUGCAAAGCCAACGCAUUUCAUCAGCUUCCCUCUCAUCUCAGAGUCGGAGACGUCUCUAGAUUAUAUAUCUUAAAUGCUUCAGUGGAUCAAAGUGGAUAUACAGAUUAACAAGAACGAGUAGUGAGAAGAACAACCCGUGGUUCAAGAUGCCGGCCUCGUUCAAAGAACUCCUCAAAUCCCCGCUCGUCCAAUUCAGUAUCGGACAAAUCACCGAUGAUGGGAAAAGGACCUUGUAUCUCGUCCACCAGGAAGCCGUCGCUCAGCUCUCUCAACCUCUCCAUGACACGCUGAAAGGAGACCAGGCGGUUAUUCAUACGGUAUGGCCGGAUGUCACCAGAAGGACCUUUGAACGACUCAUCCAAUUUGCGUAUACCGGCGAUUAUGCGAUUCCCAGGCCACCGAGACGCCGUGUAGCUGUGAAUGAGCAGGAGGCUGUGGAAAGUGAGCCAUCAUCGAGCACUUUAAAUGAGAUUCCGGCCGUUGAGGAAGGCGAUGAGCUGCUUGCUGAGGAUGUACCACCAGAAGAGGCGCCGCCUCCCCCUGUUGAAGAAUACAUUGAGCCGGCUGCUGUUCCUUCCACUAGUAGCUGGGGAAGGGGUUGGCAUACGAGCCAGGCGGCUGCCCCUGAAGAGCCCACAGAAGAACCCGAGGCAGCGGCAGACUCUUGGUAUUUUAGCGAAGCGGCGCCCAAAAAAAAGGUCAAGACAAAAAAGGUGCGUUCUUUUUACCCGGUACCAGCGCCAGAACCAGAGCCAGUUCCAGAGCCAGUUCCAGAGCCAGUUCCAGAACCAAGUAGUUUCGCCUCCCUAUCCUUCGACCUCCUCGCCCCGCGCGACAACUACAAGGAUGCCUGCGAGCCCUCCGAGCUAUUCAUUGCAGAACGAAACUAUUCCAAAGUCUUCCUCUCCCACGCAAAGCUCUGGGCCAUAGCAGAUAUCCACGGCAUCGAAGCGCUCAAAGCGCUAGCACUGUACAAGCUCCACAAAACACUGUGCGUCUUCGAGAUCAGCAGCGAGAAUGCGGGUGACGCGAUUGACCUCGUUCGCUACGUGUAUUCCCCGGAAUGUGGAGCACUGGGGGAUGACAAGUUGAAGGCGCUGGUGGCCCAGUACAUGGCCUGCAAUUCGGCGAUCUUGUCGCAUGACAGCGGUUUCAUGGAGCUUUUGAGGGAGGGGGGCCUGUUUGUCGAGGAUUUCUUACGGCUUGUUAUGCAGAGGAUGCAAUAGUCCUACGAUUUACGAAAUGUUUUUCUUAAGGAGGAUAUGAAGGCAGAGGGCCCAGUAAAGAGAUUCCGGGACUGAGACUGAGAGGUUUAUUAUCCAAAAUAUAGCUUUAAAUCUACUAUCCCUACCCCAUAACGGAGGAUACACAGAGCUUUAGCUAGAGGAGGUCAAUUUAUCAAAUAUUUCCAAAGAUCGUCGUGCAGAGGAGACAAAUAUUCUCAUCUAUCUCUCUCACUAGUUCAUUUCCUGUGGUUAUUUUACUACACAAACGGCCUGUCUGCCGACUUUACUUUAUUUUUUCUCUAUUACUAUUGAGUUGAGGUGCGAACGAUAUGGUAUUCUACAGAUAAUACAG
Messenger RNA from Pseudogymnoascus verrucosus, 2124 nucleotides. RefSeq lists its product as uncharacterized. The record is from RefSeq and is a predicted model, not a curated record. NCBI's taxonomy places the organism in Eukaryota, Fungi, Ascomycota, Leotiomycetes, Thelebolales, Thelebolaceae. The transcript is spliced from 2 exons. The coding region runs from base 693 to 1772 and encodes 359 amino acids.